AUGUAAUUAUUUAUUAUCACAAUUCUCGUUUUACUCGUUAAUGGUGACAUAAAAUAAUUGGAUAUAAGAGAAAACCUGGUGUGCAAGUAAUUGAUACUAAAAGGGGAACUAAAAUGCCAAGAGGUUCAUGCAGACAGAAUUGUGACAGAAGAAAUUGAUAUUCCUACAGAGUUUAGUUCAGAUGUUUUAGAGUUGAAUAGUUUGAGUCCCUUCAGAAGUGACACUAGGGCAUCUGCUUUCAUAGAGGAACCUAAGGAGGAUACAAUAUUUAUUAGUGCCAACUUUUAGGAGAUCUACAGGGAUGAUGAGGAUGAAAGUACUGAUCACCGAACAAUUGUAACUGAUUUCAUUUAGAUCCAUGGGCAAUCACAAUGGAUUCCCGUAAUUGUGGAUGAGUAGAAUGUUGGUUGGAAGAAGGAGAGCAAAAAUUUAUAAAACGAUCAUGAGAAAUUGAGACAGAUUUUAAAAUAGAAUAGUUAUUUCAGUUAUAAACAUGAGCAUUUCAAAAGGAGCCAAUUGGAUAAAUACAAAUAUGAAAGGAAUGACAACAAUAGGAUAUAUGGGAAGUGGAAUGACGAGUUGAUAUUCCAAUAUAAUGAUUUACCGUAGAAUCACACGUAUGUACAAGUGACAGCUAACUUUGUGAUGUUGACUGACUUUUGGAGAUUCGGAACUAGAAUGAUAAUGAGAGUUGAUGGUGAAACUGUUUGGAUGCAAUCUCAUCAUUAGAAUUUGAAGAUCUGUUUGUAUUUGGAGCAUCUGUUGAGUGGUAUCCAGAGUAAUCGCAAUUUGCAGACAGAAUUUAAUGAGAUGCUGUAUCAGGAAUGGACUUUGCCAAUCAAUCUGAGUGUCAAACACAUUAGACACAAAUUGCACAUUGAAUUUGGUUUGAUUUUGGGAGUAAAAAUACAAUUGUAAGAUAGCAUUUGCCGAAUUAGUGUUCAUCUGGUUAAUAGUUGUUAUUUCAGGAAUUAGAAUCCAGAUUCCCAUUGUUUAGUAUUGACGAUUUUACACUACAUUAUAAAUGAAUUAAAUAGUCUGCUCUUUGCUUUGGUACUUUUGACAAUCGCAGUCAAUGACAAUCAGACAAAACAAAAAUCAAUUGAGGAAUAACAUCCUUCUCUUUUUAGAGCAUUAAAAAACAUGGCAUUAUUACAAGAGCAAUCACAAUAAUUGGACUACUCUCGUUUGAUCAAUGCCAUCAACGAUCUUGAAUCUGAAAUCGCACAAAACAAGGAAGAUGAAAAUGCCUCAUUCAACAAGGACUUUUUAUCCAACAACGCAGAUUAAGAGUUUUAUGAAAAUCAAAUCACCCAAUAUCAAGUGGAAGUGGCUCAACACGAAGUUGAUUUGGCUGAUCUCACAGAAGCUAGGAACUCAUUACAAUCCUUAUUGAAUGAUGCAAUCAAGGAACAAUAAGAUGUUACACUCCUAAGAAAUCAAUUGGAUCAAUAGAUAAAGACUGAUGCUGCUAAUACUGCUGCCCAAUUACAAGAGUAUGAUGAUUCUGCUGCUGCAAUCGACGAAGCACUUAACUUGUUGACCUCCUUGAAGAAUGCUGAAAGUUUGGCUCAAGUCAAUGACAAAUUGAAGACUCAUUUGAGUAAACAAAAGGUGUUCUUCCAACCCUUGAUCGUUGCUCUUACUGAUAUUGCUUAAUCCAAUUUUGCAAAUCAAGAAUUGAUCAGCAAAGUCACUAAUCUACUCAACUAAUUGAGAACCUCACUCCUAGAAAGCAGAUUACAAUUGGUAGUGUCAUCCUAAGGAUUGGAAACAUUGAAUAAGGAAUUGUUGGGUACCUAUGAUGACAAAUUGAAUGUGUUAUCCACAGUUGUAUUGCCAGAUUUGAGAGAGAACAUUGAAAUCAAGGAUGCUGAAAUCAAGGCCAAGUCAAAUUUACUCAAUGAUGCUAAAUCCAAUUUGCAAGAUGCUCAAGAUAACUUGAAAGCCACUUAAGAUGCUUGGAUCGUGAGAGCUAAUUUGAACUCUAAAUUGGUCUAAUAGUAUGACAAUGAUCUAUCACUUAUUCAAUAAGUCAAAUAAAGUUUUGACAGGGCAGGUAUCAAAUAAUGAUUGAAUAACAACAAUAAUUAUAAAAUA
Messenger RNA from Paramecium tetraurelia, 2100 nucleotides. RefSeq lists its product as uncharacterized. Lineage: Eukaryota; Ciliophora; Oligohymenophorea; Peniculida; Parameciidae. The record is from RefSeq and is a predicted model, not a curated record. The transcript is spliced from 6 exons.